Messenger RNA from Rhagoletis zephyria (snowberry fruit fly), 501 nucleotides. RefSeq lists its product as uncharacterized. Lineage: Eukaryota; Metazoa; Arthropoda; Insecta; Diptera; Tephritidae. The record is from RefSeq and is a predicted model, not a curated record.
AUGGUGGUAACGCAAACGGCUUCAAGUGUGAAUACAGCAGGUCGAACCGUUAACGGCAAAAACAGCGCUGCACGGCCAUCUAAUGGUACACGACAACAGGCAAAGUCACCUGUUCCCGCCGCAGGUGGUGGCGCUAGCGGUGGCAAGGGUAAGUCUACAAAGCUAACCAGCCGUUGUAUAUUGCGAACGGUUACCGCAUUUCUGGCGAGCAGCAAGCGCAACUCCAGCAAUGCACAACAGCGCGCCAAACAGACGAAUAAGCGACGUCGCCAACGCAAGAUGGACGAGUUGAGCGGUAAAUUGAAUCCCAAAUUGUUGGAGAAUUUACGUAAAAAGACAAAGUUUAGCAAGGAUGAAAUAGAUGCUUUAUGUCGAAUUUAUCGUAAACUUAUAUCGAAUAGCCAAUAUGCCGCAAAAACAUUGGCGACCGGCAGUUCGAGUGCAGCAAUUGUAAAGCCACAUGCAACAGUCGAGGUAAGAUUUGUAUGUUUACGUAUAUGA